AUGCCUGGCACCCUUGGUGAGCAGACGAUUCCUGGAGCCAAACUAGAUCAUUCUUCGGCCCCACCGGAGCCCAGAUGCGCUGAGUUCUAUGUAAUAACUCAACCAGAGGGCCAGGUGAUCGCCAAUAACAAUUUCUGUCUACCAUUUGUCUCCCUACAGCCAAAGCUAUCUUUUCAGAUCAAUCAAUGUACCUUCUGGAACCAAAGCUCUAUUUUCCCAGUUUUCAACAUAUGGCGUCCUGGAUAUUUUGGUAUUUCUCUUCCACAGCUAGGGCCUGACCCCGUCAAGCUCAGCAGAAAGAACGACUUCGUCGUGACGGGACAUGAAAAUGACUCAGAGGCUUUCAAGACAAGCAACACAGAUACUAUUUCCUUCAGCGCGGAAGGCUUAGUGGCCGUUAUCGACGUCGACCCACCUCCCUGGUAUAGUUGUCGCGUGUGCAACUGUCACCGAGGAUACGUGUCUUUACCGAACGGCGAGCGCUGGAACUGGAUCGAAAUUGACAGCGAGCACUAUCAGUUUGAUCGCGAAGAUGACAGCCGAAAUCAGGAUGCCCCAUUGAGAACAUUGAUAUGGCAGUUCCAGAGCAGCGGGACGGCUUCGGACGGCCUGCCGGCAGAUAUGCCAUUCGCUGUCAAUGGAGAUACUCGAAUUUGUCGGGUCAACGCAUCUCCCUCAAUAUCCGACCCGCUUGUGGCUGGAAAUCCUGUUGCCGUGAUGAAUUGGGAUGGGUUCGUCUUCUUUGAUGGGAUGGGGCCGAAGAUGGCUGAGGUUCAGACCGAGGAUAACCGAGCUUUGAUUCUUAUGUCCGGGCUUGCGAUUGCGCAGUAUGAAGGUUGGCUAGCAGAGUGA
This is a messenger RNA of Penicillium odoratum, 852 nucleotides long. RefSeq lists its product as uncharacterized. NCBI's taxonomy places the organism in Eukaryota, Fungi, Ascomycota, Eurotiomycetes, Eurotiales, Aspergillaceae. Bases 1 to 852 code for a protein of 283 amino acids. The transcript is spliced from 2 exons. The record is from RefSeq and is a predicted model, not a curated record.